AUGUUAAAUUCAAGAUUUACAUUAAUAGGUAGAAGGUAUUAUACAGUCAUAAAUAGUUUUGGCAAAAAUAAAUCGCCAAAUGUUAAAAGUGUAAACACCUUAUCUCAUAUUUUGCAAGGUAUAAUACAAAAUUACACUCCACCAAAACUAAAACAGCUCUUGCUAUAUAAUAACAUUUGUUUAUUAACUUGCCGUGGACUUAACAAGGAAUAUUUCAAGGAUUUCUAUAAAACAAUGAGAGAAGGAUCUAAAUCAGCCUUAAGAUAUUUAUUUGAUAAUAUUAACAAUAAUAAUUUGGAUGCAUUAUCUAAGUGUUGUGAAGAAAAAUUAUAUAAUAAGAUGUUUAAAGAACUAAGUGAAGUUAGACAAACUGGAGUAAAACUGGUCAUUAACCUAGAAGUUAUUAAGAAUUGUACUGUAGAUAAUAUUGAAGUUUUAUUAGGGCUACAAAGAGGAGAUCGUAUUAUCUAUGAUACAAUCUCUAAUGUGAUGGGCUUACAUAUUCCAAUGUAUAUAAAUAAGCAAUUUAAACAUAAAGAUCUUGUUAAUGAAAUUAUUGAUAGAGGAGCUGUUGUCAUGGUGGAUGUAUCUAUAAAAGUUAAACAAAAAUUGCUUCUUUAUGACUUAGAGGGUAAUAAUAUAACUGAAUCAUAUAUAAAUACUUUCAAUACAUUAGAAUACAAACAUAUGCUACAGCCUAUUGAUACAAUUCAUUUAUUACGCUUUGAAAGUAGUAUAAUGCCUAAUACUACAAAUUCUAUAUUUGCAUUUGUAAAUCAAAAUAAUGAGAGUUUUGGACAAGAAUCCUUUCAAUGUACUGAAUGGAUUCUUUGUGAUUUCAAUGGAAUAUUAAAUAAAAAUUAUCCACUAGAUGUUUCAAUUUAG
Messenger RNA from Cryptosporidium muris RN66, 885 nucleotides. RefSeq lists its product as uncharacterized. NCBI's taxonomy places the organism in Eukaryota, Apicomplexa, Conoidasida, Eucoccidiorida, Cryptosporidiidae. The record is from RefSeq and is a predicted model, not a curated record. The transcript has a single exon. Bases 1 to 885 code for a protein of 294 amino acids.